AUGGAAAGCACUGUAGUUGAAAUGGAAGGAGUAAAAGGACUAAUAACGGGAAUAAAUAACAAUAUGUUACCAACAUUAUCAACAACAACAACAAAUGCAAGAAAAAUUAAAUUUAAAAUGAUAAUGUCGAGUCUUGUUUAUGGUUUAAAGAAUGUGAACGUACUUGGACUUGAAAAAAAUACAAAUUAUGGGGAAAAAUCCGGGAAAAGAAUUGAGCAAAUUAUAAUUUCUCAAUAUAUUGAUACUCAUAGUAAAGAAAAUAAUUAUGUUGUUACUUAUAGUGAAGAAUAUAAUGCAAUUAUUGGAUGGCUAGCUAAUAUCGAAGAAAAUGGACAACAAAAACUUGACUUGUAUUUCAACCUUAAUCCACCCCACAAAGUUUAUAAAUUUGCGCUAUAUCAAAAAUUUUUAUUAUUAUGUUAUGGAAAUAGGUUUAAAUUUCGUGUAGGUCUUAUUGAUUUUGACAAAGUUCAAUUUCUUCAACUUAUGCAUGCGGAUAAACUAUUUGUUUCUUCGAAUGAUGAAAUUUCGAUUGGAUUUCUUUCAAAUGGAGAUUUAAUUCUAGUAAUAUUAGAUAAAAUAUCAAUAAAUUACAAAAUUUAUAAGUACCCUUUUGUUAAUAAUAGACCAACAACAGAUACAAUUCCUCAAAUAUAUGAUAUAAAAAUUCCUAAAAACAUAAAAGAACAUCAUAUUGGUUGUCUUUUGUAUCAAACAAAGUUAUUUCUUUUUAAUGAAUAUGGAUUUACUCAAUGA
Molecule: messenger RNA, 756 nt
Organism: Rhizophagus irregularis DAOM 181602=DAOM 197198
Lineage: Eukaryota; Fungi; Glomeromycota; Glomeromycetes; Glomerales; Glomeraceae
Source: RefSeq, a predicted model, not a curated record